Molecule: messenger RNA, 2834 nt
Organism: Seriola dumerili (greater amberjack)
Lineage: Eukaryota; Metazoa; Chordata; Actinopteri; Carangiformes; Carangidae
Gene: ttpal
Product: alpha tocopherol transfer protein like
Exons: 6
Coding region: 159-1196 (345 amino acids)
Cellular component (GO): membrane
Molecular function (GO): phosphatidylinositol bisphosphate binding
Source: RefSeq, a predicted model, not a curated record
CUGACAGGUUCGGCUGUGAUUUUUUUUAUCGCUGUGGUUCUUGGUCGUUGCGGCAGUUUUUUAAGCAUUUUUAUCGUUUGCCAAUGGAUGCUCAUAAAAGGCGUCUACCUCUGUCCUAGAAGGUUCCUGCUAAACGCAUUUCCGGUCUCAGUCAGUCCAUGGCCGAUCAGCAUGAGUCCAUCGAUCUCAGGUCUCCUCCAGUGGACCCAUCAGCAGCUGCAGGACACAGCUGGUUCCCAGGACCCCCUCCGCCCAUGUAUUCCUGCACCCUGACCCCUGAACUGGUGGCCAAGGCACGGGAGGAGCUCCAGGAGAAACCAGAGUGGCGUCUCCGGGAUGUACAAGCACUGAGAGACAUGAUAUUGAAGGAACAGCCCAAUCUCAGAACGAGGCUAGACGACGCCUUCCUCCUACGCUUCCUGCGGGCCAGGAAGUUUGACUACGACCGUGCCCUGCAGCUGCUGCUCAAUUACCACGCAGGCCGUAAAGCCUGGCCUGAGGUCUUCCAGGACCUGAAGCCAUCCACGGUGAAGCACGUCCUGGACCUGGGCUUUCUCACGGUGCUGCCACAGCCGGACCCCAACGGAAGAUACAUCCUCUGUCUCCGGCCAGGAAAAUGGAAACCAAAUGAUUAUCCAUUUGUUGACAAUGUGAGAGCCAUAUAUCUGACUCUGGAGAAGCUCAUCCAGCCAGAGGAGACACAGGUGAACGGUAUCGUCAUCUUAGCCGACUACACCGGAGUGGGGAUGUCACAAGCCUCCAAUCCAGGCCCGUUUCUUGCCAAAAAAGUUGUGAGCAUCCUCCAGGAUGGGUUUCCAAUCAGAAUCAAGGCCGUUAACAUAAUUAACGAGCCCAGGAUUUUCAAAGGCAUCUUUGCUAUAAUUAAGCCGUUUCUGAAGGAGAAGAUGGCAGAGAGGUACAUCCUCCAUGGCUCAGACCUGCGCUCCCUGCACCGGAACAUCCCCCGGUCUGUCCUGCCAGAGGAGUAUGGGGGGACCGCGGGCCAGCUGGACAUGUGCGCGUGGUCGAGAUUGCUGCUGGACUGCGAGGAGGAGUUCAUAGUGGAGUUUUGCCAGCCAGAUCCACUAGAGGGCGUGGUGCUCCCAGACUCCAUGCUGUUUGACGGAGAGCAGGGCAGUGGGCAGGACGACGACAGCUUCAGGGGGCUGCGCUCCCAACUUUACUACUGUUACUGAUGCACACCGUAGACGUGUAGACUCCCAUCACUGAGAGGACAUUUCCUGUUUCAUUUGAAACAUAUGUGUAGACUUUUACAGGGCAAGUUGCCAAUAUUAUACAUGAUUUAUUUUACUAACAAAGCAGCACUAUGUUAGGCAGAUCUGUCUUAUCUAAUUUACACAUAGCCCAGCAUUCAAUCAUGGUUCGAAGGCAGCUGCAGACUCAGGCAAAGAGGCUUCAGACAUGAGCCGAUGCAUGUUUAAACAUAAUUGGUGGACUUGAAUUUAUUUACAGUAUUUGCAGUAAAAGUCAGGUGCUCAUAUGUACAUUGAACGAGGUUUUGCUUGAUGUAAACAUUCCUCCUGUUCAUACUAUCUUCCUAAUGUGCUUCCAGUGGAAGAGACGGGGGACAAAAAUGUUUUUAGCUGAAGCUGUUAUGAGGCCUCAGCACCAGUCAGCCAAAUUAAAUGGGCUUCCACAAAGGUUACUGUCUUUGUAGUACAAGAUUCCUUAUUUAUGUUCUUAGCUGUUCACCAGCUCGGCACAGACACGCUCUCCAGGCAAACACAAAGAGGGGAUUUGGAACUAAAAACACUUAUUUUUGAGACUGCAGAAACCUCAUAUUAGCUUCAGCUGAACUACUGAGCGGAAAUGCAUUUUUGCAAUGUGGACUGUGGAUUUUGUCCCCCGUCUAUCCCACUGGGAGCACAUUAGAAGGGGGAUCUCUUAUCGGUCUUAUAGCAAGCAAAAAAAAAAGUGUUUUAAUGUACAAAAUGGGCAUGAGUGCUGUUUCAGGACAGACAUGACAGACAAAAAUGUGAACCUAUCCAUUAAUGUUUUCAACUGAGGCAGAAUUCUAAAAACAGCUUCUCAAUCUCACAUCUCCUCAGUUUGUUUAGCAUCUGCAAACAGGCAGUUAUAGACUGGCCAUUAGUGCUCUGUCUGCAUGGUUACGUCACCCCUCAACUGAUAAAAAUAAAAAAUGGAGACAGUUUUUGUGCUGCUAACCAUCUAAUGCAUUGCCUUAAACUGUUGUUAAUCAGUAGAUCCUCCUAGGGAAGCAUCAUAAGUCAUGUUGGAUGUGUGUGUACCAAAGCAAUAUUUGUUUUUAUUUUCAUCAGGGCUUGUUUUACAUAAGGCUGGAUGUUCUUGAUUGUUAGUUAAGUGGAAGUAGAUGGAGAAAUAGUAAUGUCAUAGAUUUACCAGUAAAUGUUUUUGUUCAGUAUCUAACUCAUACACAGAAUCUGAGGGCCUUUGUUUAGCUGAUGCUUUAGUUUUCUCUCGCUUGAAGAGGAUUAUUUUUCUAAGUUCAGAUAAUCUGCCUUAUGUUUUUUUGGUUAACCUUUUUUGACCUGUUUGCCUGUGUUUCAUCACGCAGUCUUAACACAGGGCCAUUACUGAUCACAGGAGUCACAUUGGGGGAAAGAACAUUCAGUCCUGACUCUAUACACAUCUGGUUUGCCAAAUUUUACACCAGGCCAUGUACAGAAAUGUGCAAUAAUAUUGGAUCUGUUUUCAUGUGGUAUAGCCUGAAGCUAACUUGAAUCGUUUUGGUCAGUCUUUUAUAUUUUUAUUUGAAGCAUGUCUGUGACUAUAAGCUGUAUUGUGUUGUAGAAAAUUUAUUGUUGGUAGCAUAGACAGUAAAGUAAAACUCA